AUGCGCGCACUUCGUCCCUCCCUCCGCCUCCUACACCAUUCGCGCCCACGAACAGCAGCUCUCGCACCACGGAUACCAACCCGACCCUUUUCACACACAAGACCGGCUCCCCUCCUCGCAAACCCCCUCAACAUCCCGCAAUGGAUCACAGAAAACGCCCACAUGCUCCAACCCCCCAUAAACAACUACUGCGUCUACCAUGCCUCGGGCCUCACCGUCAUGAUCGUUGGCGGUCCCAACGCCCGAACAGACUACCACAUCAACGAGACAGCGGAAUGGUUCUACCAAUACAAAGGCAGCAUGCUGCUCAAGGUCGUCGACACGGACGGCUCCUUCCGCGACAUCCAUAUCCACGAGGGGGAUAUGUUUCUCCUGCCUCCGAAUACACCGCAUAACCCUGUCAGGUUCGCGGAUACGGUGGGGAUCGUGAUCGAGUUGCAUAGGCCCGAGGGAAGUGUGGAUAGGUUGAGGUGGUAUUGUCAGGCCUGUGGGGAGGUGGUACAUGAGGCGAGUUUUCAUUGUACGGAUCUGGGUACGCAGAUCAAGGAGGCGGUGAAUAAAUUCAAAGCGGACAAGGAGGCAAGAACGUGUAAGAACUGUGGGACGGUGUGCGAAACGGCGCCGGGAUCGAAGGAGUGA
Messenger RNA from Westerdykella ornata, 639 nucleotides. RefSeq names its product 3-HAO-domain-containing protein. The transcript is spliced from 2 exons. Gene Ontology annotation, molecular function: iron ion binding; 3-hydroxyanthranilate 3,4-dioxygenase activity. Gene Ontology annotation, biological process: 'de novo' NAD+ biosynthetic process from L-tryptophan; quinolinate metabolic process. The coding region runs from base 1 to 639 and encodes 212 amino acids. The record is from RefSeq and is a predicted model, not a curated record. Lineage: Eukaryota; Fungi; Ascomycota; Dothideomycetes; Pleosporales; Sporormiaceae. Gene Ontology annotation, cellular component: cytoplasm.